Chaetomium strumarium is the source of this 1992-nucleotide messenger RNA. RefSeq names its product glucose-regulated protein. Gene Ontology annotation, biological process: endoplasmic reticulum unfolded protein response. Gene Ontology annotation, molecular function: ATP-dependent protein folding chaperone; ATP binding. The transcript is spliced from 7 exons. The record is from RefSeq and is a predicted model, not a curated record. Gene Ontology annotation, cellular component: cytoplasm; endoplasmic reticulum chaperone complex; endoplasmic reticulum lumen. Lineage: Eukaryota; Fungi; Ascomycota; Sordariomycetes; Sordariales; Chaetomiaceae. Bases 1 to 1992 code for a protein of 663 amino acids.
AUGGAGCGUCGAUCGCGGAGCUGGGCCCUUGGCCUCAGCUUCAUCGGGUUCUUUGCCCUUCUCUUUUCACUAGGCUUCGUCCACCAAGUCAAGGCGGACGAUGUCGCCGACUACGGGACUGUGAUCGGUAUUGACUUGGGCACCACAUACUCAUGUGUUGGUGUAAUGCAAAAGGGCAAGGUCGAGAUUCUGGUCAACGAUCAAGGAAACCGUAUCACGCCCUCCUACGUUGCCUUCACCGAUGACGAGAGAUUGGUCGGAGACGCCGCCAAGAACCAGGCCGCGGCGAACCCGUUCAGGACAAUCUUCGAUAUCAAGCGUCUGAUCGGUCGCAAGUUCUCGGAGAAGGACGUCCAAAACGAUAUCAAGCACUUCCCCUACAAGGUCGUUUCCAAGGACGACAAGCCGGUUGUCAAGGUCGAGGUCGCUGGGUCUGAGAAGACUUUCACCCCCGAGGAGAUUUCCGCCAUGGUUCUCUCCAAGAUGAAGGAGACCGCCGAGGCCUACCUUGGCAAGAAGGUCACCCACGCCGUCGUCACUGUUCCGGCCUACUUCAACGACAACCAGCGCCAGGCCACCAAGGAUGCUGGUAUGAUCGCGGGGCUUAACGUUCUCCGUAUUGUCAACGAGCCCACCGCUGCCGCUAUCGCCUACGGUCUGGACAAGACCUCGGGUGAGCGUCAGAUCAUCGUAUACGACCUUGGUGGUGGCACUUUCGAUGUGUCUCUCCUUUCGAUUGACCAGGGUGUGUUCGAGGUCUUGGCUACCGCCGGUGACACCCAUCUCGGUGGUGAGGACUUCGACCAGCGUAUCAUCAACCACUUCGCCAAGACGUUCAACAAGAAGCACGGAGUCGACGUCACCACCGACGCCAAGGCCAUGGGCAAGCUCAAGCGCGAAGCCGAGAAGGCCAAGCGCACUCUGUCGAGCCAGAUGUCCACUCGCAUUGAGAUUGAGGCCUUCUUCCAGGGCAAGGACUUCAGCGAAACGCUGACCCGCGCCAAGUUCGAGGAGCUCAACAUGGAUCUCUUCAAGAAGACCCUGAAGCCUGUCGAGCAGGUGCUCAAGGAUGCCAAGGUCAGCAAGAGCGAGGUCGACGAUAUUGUCCUGGUUGGCGGCUCCACCCGUAUCCCCAAGGUGCAGGCCCUUAUCGAGGAGUUUUUUGGUGGCAAGCAGGCCAGUAAGGGUAUCAACCCCGAUGAGGCCGUUGCCUUCGGCGCCGCCGUCCAGGCCGGCGUCUUGAGCGGCGAGGAGGGCACCGAGGAGAUCGUCCUCAUGGAUGUCAACCCGCUUACCCUCGGUAUCGAGACGACUGGCGGUGUCAUGACCAAGCUUAUCCCCCGCAACACCCCUAUCCCGACCCGCAAGAGCCAGAUCUUCUCCACCGCCGCCGAUAACCAGCCGGUCGUCCUGAUCCAGGUGUACGAGGGCGAGCGUUCGAUGACCAAGGACAACAAUCUCCUCGGCAAGUUCGAGCUCACCGGCAUCCCCCCGGCUCCCCGCGGGGUGCCCCAGAUCGAGGUCUCGUUCGAGCUCGAUGCCAACGGUAUCCUCAAGGUCUCCGCCCACGACAAGGGCACUGGCAAGGGCGAGUCCAUCACUAUUACCAACGAUAAGGGCCGUCUCACCCAGGAGGAAAUUGAGCGCAUGGUCGCCGAGGCGGAGAAGUACGCCGAGGAGGACAAGGCCACCCGUGAGCGCAUUGAGGCUCGCAAUGGUCUGGAGAACUAUGCCUUCAGCCUGAAGAACCAGGUCAACGAUGAGGAGGGCCUGGGCAAGAAGAUUUCUGAGGAUGACAAGGAGACCAUCCUGGAGGCCGUCAAGGAGGCCCAGGACUGGCUUGAGGAGAACGCCGCUACCGCUACCACCGAGGACUUUGAAGAGCAGAAGGAGAAGCUGUCCAAUGUGGCGUAUCCCAUCACGAGCAAGCUGUACUCGGGCGGCGCUGCUGGUGGUGAUGACGAUGAGCCCGCGUCUCAUGACGAGCUUUGA